AUGGUGCAGCGCAUGUGGGCCGAGGCGGCCGGGCCUGCGGGCGCCGCCGAGCCGCUGUUUCCGGGCUCUCGGCGGAGUCGCAGCGUGUGGGACGCCGUGCGCCUGGAGGUGGGCGGCCCCGACAGCUGCCCGGUGGUGCUGCACAGCUUCACGCAGCUCGACCCCGACCUGCCGCGCCUGGAGAGCUGCACGCAGGAGAUCGGUGAGGAGCUGCUCCACGGCGUCAUCUACUCCAUCUCCCUCCGGAAGGUGCAGGCGCAGCCCGGGGCCAGCAAAGGCCAGCGCUGGCUUGGGUGUGAAAACGAGUCCGCCCUGAGCCUGUAUGAGACCUGCAAGGUGCGGACGGUGAAGGCAGGCACGCUGGAGAAGCUGGUGGAACACCUGGUGCCCGCCUUCCAGGGCAGCGACCUCUCCUACGUCACCAUCUUCCUGUGCACCUACCGGGCCUUCACCACCACCCAGCAGGUCCUGGACCUUCUGUUCAAACGGUACGGUAGACGUGACGCCCUCACGGCCUCCUCUAGAUACGGAUGUAUCCUCCCUUACUCUGACGAGGACGGCGGCCCCCAGGACCAAUUAAAAAAUGCCAUCUCCUCCAUUCUGGGCACCUGGCUGGACCAGUACUCGGAGGACUUCUGUCAGCCCCCAGACUUUCCCUGCCUCAAGCAGCUGGUGGCCUACGUGCAGCUCAACAUGCCCGGCUCUGACCUGGAGCGCCGUGCCCUCCUUCUGCUCGCCCAGCUGGAGCGCGCAGAGCCCGCGCAGGCCGAGCCCGAGGCUCUGUCCCCUGCUCCAGCGCCAGCGCCAGUUCCAGAAACACCUCCGGAACCAGAGCCAGCUUUAGCACCAACUCUCCUGCCUACUCUGGAGCCAGACGCAGCUCCAGCACGAACUCCAGAGCCAGAUGCAGCUCCGGCUCCCGCUCUAGAACCAGACGUGGCUCCGGCUCCGGCUCCGGCUCCCACUCCAGAGCCAGAUGCAGCUCUAGCUCCCGCUCUAGAAGCAGAUGCAGCUCCAGCUCCCGCUCCAGAACCAGACGCAGCUCCGGCUCCUGCUCCAGAACCCGAGCCAUCUCUGUCUCAAACUCUAGAGCCAGAGGCAGCUCCAGCGCCCGAGCCUCCCUGGCCUUCAGCGGUGGCUGCAGAAAAUGGACUGAAUGAGAAGCCUCACCUCUUGGCCUUCCCUCCCGACCUGGUGGCAGAGCAGUUUACCCUAAUGGAUGCAGAGCUGUUCAAGAAGGUGGUGCCUUACCACUGCCUGGGCUCCAUCUGGUCCCAGCGAGACAAGAAAGGCAAGGAGCACUUGGCUCCCACCGUCCGUGCUACCGUCACCCAGUUCAACAGCGUGGCCAACUGCGUCAUCACCACCUGCCUGGGGGACCGGAGUGUGACGGCCCGGGGCAGGGCCCGGGUGGUGGAGCACUGGAUCGAGGUGGCCAGGGAGUGCCGCGUCCUCAAGAACUUCUCGUCCCUCUACGCCAUCCUAUCGGCCCUGCAGAGCAACUCCAUCCACCGGCUGAAGAAGACGUGGGAAGAAGUUUCCAGGGAAAGCUUCCGAAUCUUCCAGAAGCUGUCAGAGAUCUUCUCCGAUGAGAACAACUACUCGCUGAGCAGAGAGCUGCUCAUCAAGGAGGGGACCUCCAAGUUUGCCACCCUGGAGAUGAACCCCAAGAGAGCGCAGAAGCGGCCGAAGGAAACGGGUGUCAUCCAGGGCACCGUUCCCUACCUGGGCACGUUCCUCACAGACCUGGUGAUGCUGGACACCGCGAUGAAGGACUAUCUGUAUGGGAGACUGAUCAACUUUGAGAAGAGGAGGAAGGAAUUCGAAGUGAUCGCCCAGAUCAAGCUGCUCCAGUCGGCUUGUAACAGUUACAGCAUCGUGCCCGAGGAGCACUUCCGGGCCUGGUUCCGGGCCAUGGAGCGGCUCAGCGAGACGGAGAGCUACAACCUGUCGUGUGAGCUGGAGCCCCCUUCCGAGUCGGCCAGCAACACCCUUAAGGCCAAGAAGAACGCGGCCAUCGUCAAGCGCUGGAGCGACCGCCAGGCCCCCAGCGGGGAGCUCAGUACCAGCGGGAGCUCCCACUCCAAGUCCUGCGACCAGCUCAGGUGCGGCCCCUACCUCAGCAGCGGGGACAUUGCCGACGCCCUCAGCGUCCACUCGGCCGGCUCGUCCAGCUCCGACGUGGAGGAGAUCAACAUGAGCUUUGUCCCGGAGUCCCCCGACGGUCAGGAAAAAAAGGUGACCGCCACACCCCCUCUCCCGGGGCCCAGGUCCCCACGGUGCAGGGCACUGGCCAGGGCGCCCCUGCUGAUCGUGCCGUCCCCACAGUUCUGGGAGUCGACCUCCCAGUCGUCCCCGGAGACCUCCGGCAUCAGCUCGGCCUCCAGCAGCACGUCCUCCUCCUCGGCCUCCACCACGCCCGUGGCCGCCACACGCACCCACAAGCGCUCCAUGUCCGGGGUGUGCGGCUGCAGCUCCUCGCUGCCGCUCUACAACCAGCAGGUGGGCGACUGCUGCAUCAUCCGCGUCAGCCUGGACGUGGACAACGGCAACAUGUACAAGAGCAUCUUGGUCACCAGCCAAGAUAAGGCUCCGGCGGUCAUCCGCAAGGCCAUGGACAAACACAACCUGGACGAGGACGAGCCGGACGAGUACGAGCUGGUACAGGUCAUCUCCGACGAUCGGAAGCUGAAGAUCCCUGACAACGCCAAUGUGUUCUAUGCCAUGAACUCAACGGCCAACUAUGACUUUGUCCUCAAGAAACGGACCUUCACAAAGGGGGCAAAGGUCAGGCACGGCAGCAGCUCGACUCUGCCUCGCAUGAAGCAGAAGGGACUCAAGAUUGCCAAGGGCAUCUUCUAGGUGGUCCCCGGCACUGGCCAGCCACGGGACCACUCUGUCGGGCGCUGGCCAGCUGGGUGACUAAGCACUUAGAGACUCCAGUGGCCAAGGCUGGGCGGGCGCCUUCUGCCUGACCUGCCAGCUCAGGCCACCCCCAGACUCCAGGUUCACCCUGAACCUCCCCUGUGCCGGGAUUGACGCCUGCUGUUUGCUGGGCUGACCUGGCCUCCCGUGGACCACUCGCUGCCUUAGGUGCCUUCAGCUCUCUGGAACCAGAAGACUAAUUGACUUUUGCCACGGAGCGCUGCCGACGGCCAUGGCGCUGCGCCUGCCGCUGGGCUCCGCCCUCUGUGCACUUCCCCCGCACCUGCUCAGGUGUGGGUCACUGCCACCUGUGCCCAGGGGCACCCCAGGGCACCCACUCAUCCACUGGGUCUGACCACUGCACUUCUCUCCUCAUGCCCACAGGCACUGGCCCGUGCCCUUCUCGGGUCCCGGGCCCUUUUUCCACCAUGCUAGCCUUUCCCAGGCUGCACCAAAGAUACCACCGUCGGGGCCAACAGAGCGAGGGAGUCUCACCCACCCCCGGCCCAGCCCUCCCCCAGGAGAGGAGGGCAGGGAGCCUUUCCACAGAUCACACUCUUCACCCGGUGCGCGGGGACAGUCUGCCGAGGCCCGUUGUCAUUGACUCUCACGACACUGCGAGUGCCACCCACCGCGGUGCCCUGGGCUUCACGAGACCACACGAGACGGGGGUUAGUGGGAGAGGAGAAUCGGGGGAACGGGGAGGGGUGUUGAAUAUUUGUAUAAAAGGCAAAAACAAAACAAAAAAAGUUUACCAGUUGGGGAGGGGCAAUAUUUAUUUGUUGUAAAUAGCAAAUGCUAGACUUGAAUCUUAUAUUAAAAUCUGGUUUCUACUAUA
Molecule: messenger RNA, 3763 nt
Organism: Neogale vison (American mink)
Lineage: Eukaryota; Metazoa; Chordata; Mammalia; Carnivora; Mustelidae
Gene: RALGDS
Product: ral guanine nucleotide dissociation stimulator
Exons: 17
Coding region: 1-2862 (953 amino acids)
Biological process (GO): Ras protein signal transduction; positive regulation of GTPase activity
Cellular component (GO): plasma membrane
Molecular function (GO): guanyl-nucleotide exchange factor activity
Source: RefSeq, a predicted model, not a curated record